This is a messenger RNA of Neltuma alba, 1831 nucleotides long. RefSeq lists its product as uncharacterized. The record is from RefSeq and is a predicted model, not a curated record. The transcript is spliced from 8 exons. Bases 300 to 1436 code for a protein of 378 amino acids. NCBI's taxonomy places the organism in Eukaryota, Viridiplantae, Streptophyta, Magnoliopsida, Fabales, Fabaceae. Gene Ontology annotation, molecular function: DNA-binding transcription factor activity. Gene Ontology annotation, biological process: regulation of DNA-templated transcription.
ACUAAGUGCUGGGGCGGGGGGAGGGAGAGAGCGAGCGAGAGCUAGCUUGGUUUACAACUACUAAGGGGGCAAGGGAACCCUAGGAGAGAGAAAGGUUGCUUUGUUUUGAAGCCUUUUUUGCAUUGCAUUUAGCGAUCUGGAAUCUUCAAUCUGCAAAAGAUAGAUGGCCUGGGAAAAGCAGCAAAAUGAAGUUUUGAUCUUUAAUUUUUCCUGAUCUGGGACAUGGAGAAAGAAUAGAAAGAAUCUUUGGGUAUCUGAGACCUGGAAGCUGAGCUGUGUGUUGUAUUAUUUCUAAUUCUAUGGCUAAUUCAAAGGCUUCAUCAGGCAUGAGAAAUUUCAUGUAUUCUGGAAAGCAUGCUCUCCUCCCUCCUAAAAGUCCGUUUCCCAGUAUUUCUGGAGCAUAUGCCGAUUAUGUCCCAAAUACUGCAAUUGGUUCCAAGGUUGUUCAGAAACCUAGAGAGGGAAACGCACACCAUCAACGGACUUCAUCUGAGAGCCUUGUCAUAGAGGAACAACCUUCUUGGCUUGAUGAUCUUCUUAAUGAGCCAGAUACACCGAUCCGUAAGGGUGGUCAUCGGCGUUCAUCAAGUGAUUCUUUUGCUUACCUAGACAUGGCUAAUGUUUCUUCUAACAUUAGCUAUACAGAUCAGGAUGAGUGGAAUUAUAAGAAUUUAAAAUCUAUUCCAUCUCGGGCAUCCCAGGACUUUGAUUAUGGUAAAGAUACUGGUCAUUUACCAAUGUAUGCAGAAAUCAAGUCAACCAAAAAGAACAAUAGAGCAUGGGACUCUUUUUUAAAUGCUGUAUCGCAUCCAAGUGGUGUUCCCUCUGGGAGGGACAAUGGUGCCUUUGAGAGUUCAGGAUCACCUAGUACACCAUGUGAAGCAGCAGAUGGGGCUCCAUCAAAUGCAAAUGAAAAACUGGAUUCAGCAGAAUCUAGCGCGCAUGAUACAAAAGUAACUUUUGAAAAAAAGGAUGGUCCGCAUGCGAAGGCACAUGCUUCUGAAACCGAUACAAAACGAGCUAAACAGCAAUUUGCUCAACGUUCACGGGUCCGUAAACUACAAUACAUAGCUGAGCUGGAAAGAAAUGUAAAAGCUUUACAGGCAGAAGGUUCUGAAGUAUCAGCUGAGGUUGAAUUUCUUAAUCAACAGCAUCUUAUCCUGAGCAUGGAAAACAAAGCCCUUAAGCAACGUCUAGAAAGUUUAGCACAGGAGCAUCUCAUCAAACGCUUGGAACAGGAAGUACUAGAAAGAGAGAUUGCAAGAUUACGUGCUUUAUAUCAGCAGCAGCCGCAACAAACACCGCAACAGCAACCAUCUGGUAGCCUCCGACGCACAAAAAGCAAAGACCUUGAUUCCCAAUUUUCAAAGCUUUCCUUAAAACAUAAAGACAACAACUCAGGGCGUGACCCCAUGACAGGUCCAGUCCGUAGUUAAAUCUGCACUCUAGCUAUUGCAGUGUUCUGCCUCUACAUUCAACAGAUGUUGCUACGGCUGCAAAUCAAAACAGUUGAAUAUUUCCACUGUGCGGGAUUGUGCAGAGAUUUCCAGUGUAGGCAUCUUCUCUCAGCCCGCUUUGCUUAUUUCAGGCAUUUCCUGGUCUUUCCCAUGACUUGCCGGAGGUGGUAAUGCAACAUCCCCAGUGUAUGUUUAUUCAUGAAGUGUAUCCUCCAUUUCUGUUGUGAUUUAUUCAUGCUUGUGGAAAACUCGGCCUAAUGUAAGCAGCGAAGUAUCUUUAGGGUUGCAUGGAAUAUGGAUGUGCAUUGUCUGUAUGGAUUAUAUUAAGCUAGUGUUUGUUAAAAUGAUUUGAGGAAGUUCAUGUUUUCUCGGAA